This is a messenger RNA of Culex pipiens pallens (northern house mosquito), 768 nucleotides long. RefSeq names its product antigen 5 like allergen Cul n 1-like. The record is from RefSeq and is a predicted model, not a curated record. Lineage: Eukaryota; Metazoa; Arthropoda; Insecta; Diptera; Culicidae. The transcript is spliced from 4 exons. Bases 1 to 765 code for a protein of 254 amino acids.
AUGAAGCUUCUUGUGCUAGCAACAUUCCUGGCGAUCAGCGUCCAGCUGUCGGUACAGCAAAACUACUGCGACAAGGCGCUGUGCCCCAAGAAGGGACCGCACAUCGCAUGUAAUGGGCUUACUACGCUGGCCAAAGCCUGCGGAGCGAGUGGCCGCGAGGUCCCCAUGGAUGCCACCAACCAGGCCCUGAUCUUGGAUCUGCACAACAAGCUGCGCAGCACGCUGGCUUCCGGCAAGCAAACGCCGUAUCCGGCGGCCUCCAAGAUGCCCACCGUGCAAUGGGACAAAUCGCUGGCUGACAUUGCCGCGGCCAACGCGCGCCGUUGCGUGUAUGGCCACGAUGCCUGCCGGAACACGGUGGCGUUCCCGAGCGCCGGCCAGAACAUUGCCAGCUCGGGAUGGUCCGGCAUGACGUUCACGGACGUGCAGCUGAUUACCAAGUUCGUUAACCUGUGGUACGACGAGUACAAAGUUGCCAACCCCUCGUACACCGCGAAGUACCCGAGUGGCUAUUCUGGUCCGGAUAUUGGCCACUUCACCCAGAUUGCUUCCGACCGUACCGAUCGUAUCGGAUGUGCGAUGGUCACCUUCAAGCCUACGGCGACCUCCAACAAGGCGAUCAUGGUUUGCAACUACGGUCUGACCAACGUUAUUGGACAACCUGUGUACGUUUCGGGAACGGCAUGCUCCGGAUGCAAGACCGGCUGCAGCAAGACGUACGCUGGGCUGUGCAGCACUAGCGAAGUCGUCGUGUCGAAAAUGUGAGUU